Caretta caretta (loggerhead turtle) is the source of this 7043-nucleotide messenger RNA. NCBI's taxonomy places the organism in Eukaryota, Metazoa, Chordata, Testudines, Cheloniidae. The record is from RefSeq and is a predicted model, not a curated record.
GCGGGUGGGGAGGGUUUGCCUUGGGUCGGCUGGCGGCUCUGCUCCCCAGCCAGAGGCAGGCUGCGCUCAAGGCUGCGCGCCAGUGCAUCGCCACUAGACAUCUCGGGCGCUUUGCAAAGGCUCUGGUGACCUGGGCACUGUUUCUUCACCACGGCCAAGGAUUUCUCCGCAGGUCCCCUCCCGGCCCGCUCCACCCCCGCAGCGGAUCGUCGAGUCCAAUGCAGAGCUCUGCUGUACUUGCAAAGGCUCCUGUCUCCGAACCACGUGUGAAGCCGAGCGCUCCGCUCCGGUUUAUAUUGAUGCCAUCCUCUCCCUGACUCCCUUGAGAGUGAAACCCCAAGUCACGCCCCUUCACCAUGCGGGGGACGCACUAGGGCUUGCCAAGAGCUCGGAAGGGACCUCCGCUCUGGGGUGAUUUCAUGGACAGUACCUGAACCUUGAGCGGUUUGGAGCUGGCUUCUGUUUUCGGUUAGAUCUUCGCUGCUCGGACAAAUGCAGACAAAUGCAUUUAGGAGCAAAAAGGACAAGGAGUGGAAGCAUCUCUCCCACAGCAAAAACGAAAACCCUCCUCCUUUUUCUUGCGAUAUGCGUAGCUGUGGGUGCCGCACAAAUGCCAGCACAAGGCAUAGAUGUUCUUCAUCAGUUAGGCCUUGGUGGGAAAGACAUACAACAUCCAUCAGCAGUGUCUACAAUGCCCUUGUCAUCUGUUCCGUUACCUCAGGGGGUUCGCUUAACAGCAUCAGGCGUUGUUUUAACCAGAGAUGCACACAUUGAAUCCCCUAUCACUCAAGUCAUACCAUCAAGUCUAGGGAAUCAGUUCACAUUAUUGAUUGGGCUACACUCUUAUAGAGUAAACAAUGCUUUUCUUUUCAGUAUUAGGGACAAAAACAGACUGCAGUUUGGUGUACAGUUGCUACCAAAGAAGGUAGUGGUAUAUAUUGGAGGGAAGCAGUCUGUAUAUUUUGAUUACAGUAUUCAUGAUGAACAAUGGCAUUCAUUUGCUAUUGACAUUAGAGACAAGACAGUCUCAAUGUUUGCUGAGUGUGGAAAGAAAUAUUACAGCAGGGAAACACUUUCUAAAGUACAGAUAUUUGAUUUGGAUGGUUUGUUUACCUUAGGACGGAUGAACUCUCAGUCUGUCAGCUUUGAAGGAGUAAUAUGUCAACUGGAUAUUAUCCCGUCUGCACAAGCCUCUGCAAACUAUUGUAAAUACGUAAAACAGCAAUGUCGCCAAGCUGAAACAUACCGAUCUUUGCCAGCACCUCCCGACACAUCAGCUGGGGUGUCUGUAAACUUUCCAAGGAAACAGUUUGGUGACAACACCCAAUCUGAACAUAAAUCAUUUUAUACACAGAAAGAAGCAUUAAACCUUCCUAUUAACAACACUGCACCAAUCCAUACCCUACCAGAAUCCUUGGCGUUAAGAACUGUUACUCCAUCAGAGCUUGCAAAAUCUGAACCUCAGUCCACAACAAUUAGACCUGAAGCAAGUGUCCAGGAAAACUUUAGUCUGUCAAUUCAUCAACAGGACUUGAGCAAAAAGAGGAAUGGCAGCAAAAAAAAACUGGGAUCACCUCAAAAUAGUUCAGAUAAUGCCACAGAAGAUGCAGGUGGAAAAAGUGAGCUCCCCCUCAUUUCUUUUGUAAAACAGAGUAAGAUCAAAGAUAUGAAAACACAGGUAAAGGCCAAGCAGCUUUUAGAUGAACCCCUGGAAAUUCAGCAAAUCUUAAACACAACACUAUACAGGGCUACUGUAGACCUGUCUUUGGAUAAUCAGCUCAAUCCAUGGGAGGAAGGUGCAUUUGAUGCUGAUGAGACUUAUGCUGCAGAAAACGGUUAUGAAAUUGAUGUUGAAAGUUACAAUUAUGAUUAUGAAGAUCUUAACAAAGUGUUUGAAAUGGAGAAUUCAAGAGGGCCAAAAGGAGAAACUGGACCUCCAGGUCCCCCAGGUCCUCCAGGUUUACCUGGUCUAUCAGGGAAGAGAGGUCCAACGGCUCUUAUAGUGCUCACAAACAUCAGAAUACCACCAAGUGUUGGUUGUUAUUUUUUUACAUUGAAAAGUAGGUCCCGGGCCUUACUUUUGUGUGCUAAGCCUGAAGCUGACGGUGUUCCAGGGCCACAUGGGAAUCCAGGUUUGCCAGGGGUGCCUGGUCAAAAGGGCCCUAAAGGAGAUGCAGCAUUCUCCCCAGGACAAGCAAAACGUGGAGAAAAGGGUGACCCAGGUCCAAGAGGCUUACUUGGCCCUCCUGGUAUCAAAGGUCAGAAGGGUCACAAAGGCUAUCCAGGGCCACCAGGUCCACAAGGCGAGCAAGGAAUUCCAGGAAUGGCUGGCAAUGCUGGUUCACUUGGUUACCCUGGCAGGCAGGGUUUAGCUGGACCAGAAGGUAACCCAGGUCCUAAAGGUGUAAGAGGUUUCAUUGGACCUCCAGGGGCGGCAGGACAGCCAGGACCUGAAGGAGAAAGAGGCAUUCCAGGACAGCAAGGAAAAAGGGGUCUUAAGGGGAGACUGGGUUUUCCAGGUGACUUUGGAAACAGAGGCCCCCCUGGUGCAGAUGGGAGUCCUGGAGUUGUUGGUGGCGUUGGGCCUCCUGGAUUUCCUGGGCUGAGAGGUGUUGUUGGGCCUGUGGGACCGAGUGGACCUUCUGGAAUUCCUGGGCCUCUGGGUCUUCCAGGGAGUAUGGGGCAGCCUGGAAUGAAAGGUGAUAAGGGUGAACAAGGCAUUGCAGGAGAGCCGGGAGAGCUGGGAUAUCCAGGAGACAAGGGUUCUGUUGGUUUGCCAGGACCAUCAGGAAUCAGAGGAAAGCCAGGGCCUCCUGGAAAAAUCGGAGAUCCUGGACCCCAGGGACCAUCUGGUCCUCCUGGGCCUGAGGGUUUUCCAGGAGAUAUUGGUGUACCUGGACUAAAUGGCCCUGAAGGUCCAAAGGGACUUCUAGGUGACCGAGGGCCUCCGGGGGCCCCAGGCCCGAAAGGAAUUGAGGGAGAAGAAGGACCAGUUGGACUUGUUGGAGGAGUUGGACCAAGAGGAAGGCCAGGUCGGAAAGGGUAUGCAGGUGAACCUGGAUCAGAAGGCUUGAAGGGAGAACCAGGAGAUCAAGGAAACCUUGGAAAAACUGGUGAAGCAGGACCCAUUGGUUUACCUGGAGAAAUUGGACCUGCUGGAAUCCCUGGUGAAAAGGGAGAGCGGGGCAGUCCAGGACCAGUGGGCCCUCCUGGGGAGAAAGGUGUCAUGGGCUAUCCAGGACCUCCAGGGGGCUUUGGGCCUUUAGGGCCACAAGGAUUGCCUGGUCCUUCAGGGCCAAGAGGACCUCCAGGACCACAGGGAUCUAAAGGACGAAGAGGUCCCAGGGGUCUAGAUGGUCCUCCAGGAGAACAAGGGGCACAAGGUAUUAAGGGAGAAAGCGGUGAUCCAGGGAAAAAGGGUGUUCAUGGACUUAUUGGCAAGGCUGGAAACCCUGGAGAAAUGGGUGAUUCAGGAGUACCAGGCUUACCCGGACCUCCUGGAAACACGGGUGACAGAGGCCCUAUGGGAGAGCCAGGCCCAAGAGGACAAAAAGGUGAUGCUGGCCCUAUAGGAGAAAUGGGUUUUGAGGGACCUCCUGGCCCUGAGGGAGAGCCUGGCCUGCAAGGAGAACCGGGUGCAAAGGGAGACAUCGGACCUGCUGGCAAUGCUGGAGAAACAGGAGAACAAGGUUUAAGGGGUGAACCAGGAUCCCCAGGAGAAGAUGGUGUUCAAGGGAAAGAUGGCUCAAAGGGGAUCCCUGGAGACCAAGGGCUUCCAGGAGAGGAUGGUGAAAAAGGAGAGACCGGAAUUCCAGGAAUUACAGGCCCCACUGGUGAACCUGGCAUAAUGGGUAUUCCAGGAUCUGAAGGAACACCAGGAAAUCCAGGUCAAACAGGUCGUCCAGGAAGAAAGGGGGGAAAGGGGCAGCUAGGACCCCCAGGAGAGAUUGGAGCCACAGGUGAAGCUGGCCAACCUGGAGAAUUUGGUCCUAACGGCGCAAGAGGAACUAGAGGUCUAUUGGGACAUUUAGGAGUAAUGGGACCUGAAGGAGAGCCAGGAAUUCCAGGUUACAUGGGUCAUCAAGGUCAGCCAGGAUCACCUGGUCCUCCAGGACCCAAAGGAGAGAAGGGUUACCCAGGCGAAGACAACACAGUACUGGGACCACCUGGGCCCAUAGGUGAACCAGGUCCUAGUGGUGAACGUGGAGAUAGAGGGGAACCUGGUGAUGAGGGAUUCAAGGGUCACACAGGGCUUCCAGGUCUAAGAGGAGCAACUGGACAACAAGGGCCUCCAGGUGAACAAGGUGAAUUGGGAGAACAAGGACCAAAGGGAGAGAGAGGAUCAGAAGGUCCCACUGGAAAAAGAGGAAUGACUGGUCAAGCUGGGAAACCUGGAAUUCCUGGAAAACUAGGCCCACCAGGGCAGAAAGGUGCUUCUGGAUAUCCUGGACCAGAGGGCAUUCCUGGGAAUCCUGGAAAGCCUGGGUUACCUGGGAAGCCUGGCUUUCCUGGUAAUAAAGGAAGCCCAGGAAUAGCAGGGCUGGCAGGGUAUCCUGGAACUCGGGGAGCAAAGGGAUUGCCAGGCAUGCCAGGUAUCAGUGGAGAACCAGGACUAAAGGGUGAGCAAGGGCUUCAGGGUCAUCCAGGAAAACCAGGUAAAAGAGGCCUUCCUGGGGUACAAGGUGAUCAAGGCCCACCAGGAGAUCCUGGAUUGAAAGGGAAGACUGGAGAACUUGGAGAUCAAGGUUUGAUGGGGUUUCAAGGAUUCCCAGGUCCAAAAGGUCCUGAUGGGGACAUUGGUUUAGUUGGAAUUCUGGGUCCUAAAGGUCCUGUAGGCCAAAUCGGAUACACUGGCCCCAUUGGUCAAGAAGGCAUAAUAGGCCCAACAGGCAAACCUGGAUCCAGGGGUGAAAAAGGCUCCAGAGGUGAAAUUGGCCCUCAGGGACCACGGGGUCAUCCAGGUCCACCGGGUCCACCUGGGGUACCUGGUCCAAGAAAACAAAUGGACAUCAAUGCUGCUAUUCAAGCGUUGAUUGAAUCAAAUGGUGCACUACAGAUGGAGAGGUACCAGAAUACUGAAGUAAAUUUACUAGAUCACAGUGCAGAGAUAUUCAAAACGCUACACUACCUUAGCAAUUUACUGCACAGUAUCAAGAACCCCCUCGGCACUCGAGAUAACCCAGCACGCAUCUGCAGGGAUUUGCUUAACUGUGAACGUAAAGUAUCAGAUGGAAAAUACUGGAUUGACCCAAAUAUUGGAUGUCCUUCUGAUGCCAUUGAGGUUUUCUGCAACUUCACUGCUGGUGGCCAGACAUGUGUAUCACCUGUAUCUGUGACAAAGUUGGAGUUUGGAGUUGGAAAAGUGCAGAUGAACUUUCUUCAUUUACUGAGCUCAGAAGCAACCCAUACCAUCACCGUUCACUGUCUGAACACACCAGUGUGGGGAACAAAUGAGGCAGAUGCUCAGAAAACAUCUGUUAGCUUCAAAGGCUGGAAUGGUCAAAAGUUUGAAGCAAAUACACUACUUGAACCAAAGGUGCUUACAGACGAAUGCAUGAUACAAGAUGGCAGCUGGCAUAAGACAGAGUUCCUUUUUCACACUCAGGAUACUACUGACCUUCCGGUUGUUCAAGUGCAUACGUUUCCUCAUCUCAAACCAGGACAACAGCAACACAUAGAAAGUGGUUCAGUGUGCUUUCUCUAAGCUUCCUGACCUGACUCUGGUUUCUCACAACACCAUGGAACUUUUGCACAGAAAAAGCAUCUUUUAAAAACCAAAAUGAAUUAAAGAUUAAAUCAUUAUGAAACUGUGGAAGAAUUUUAAAGCAAAUUGUUGGUUAUAUCUUAAAGAAUCUCAGGAAGAAAAAGACUUCCUCCUAAGAAGGAGAAAUGGCAUUUUAAAAAAGAGACUAUGACGACAUUGCUAAAGUAUUUAAUUUUUUUAAAUAUUGGUUGGUGCUUUCUUGUAUAUUUCCCUGGAACUGAGAACUAUAUAUCUAAACAUAAAAUUCUUCAGGACCUCUAGUAUUCUGAAUAACCUAUUUAACAGCACUGUACAAGAUAUCCUAAGGAAAGCUGGAGACAUACAGUAGUAAGGAGCAAUACUGGCUAAUGCUCCCAAAUGUGCAAUAGCUUGUGUAUGAGAGUGAAUUAUGCCACAGUACAAUAAGUUGUCUUUUCUUAAACACUAAGUUGUAUUAUAGUCCUUUUGGACACAUACAUCUUAACAGAUGGUACACUACCUCUUACGUGUUUCCUGUUUGUAUUUCUGGUGCUCUUUAUAACACAAGGUGCUUGUGGCUUUAGUAGAGAUUAUUUGAUUCCCUUUUUCUCUUGCAGACUGUAUGUGCUGGUUACAUCAAGAUAUGUUUCUGUUGUAAAAGUACUUAUCUUAAAUUGUUUGGACACAUACUUCAUUACAAGUAAAAACAUUAUUUAUGUGAAAUUCUUAAUUAAAAUGUUUUUGUUUAUUCUUGUGGAAGUGAUAUACCAGACAGCACAUUGUAUAUGGUGCUUAUAGGCAGGCCAGCUAAUUGUUAGCCAUUGUAAAGAUUGUUAUAGAAGAGCUACAUACAGUAGUUUUGGGGUUUAGUUUCUGGACUGCAGUUAACUAUUUUAAACACCCAAUAGCAUCUAAGAUGAUGUACUGUGUAUAUGUUUUGUAACUUGUUGAAAAAUUUAAUACAGCAUAUGUUUUGAAUGGCUAAGUUAUAAUCAUAAUUAUUUCAGUAACUUAGAAAUUCCAUUUGUUUGCAAUAUUACUAGACACUGUUUCACACUUUUAUUUUGAGUCUAAAAGUAUUUGACCCUCAGCUGUUGAACAAAAUACACUUUUAUCAUUAAGACAAAACAUUUACUUUAAAAGGUUUGCAAACUGCUUGCCUAUAUCUAUUGUCAAAGCAGAGUUUGUACAGUAAUACAGAGCAAAAUUAUACCUCAUAUUUGGGGGGAGGGAGAGUGUUCAAACAGCAAUUCAUUUAAAUCAUCUUUAUCCACAGUAAGUCACGCUUACUCAUCUAUAAUAAAAUGUGCUUCAAAAAUAA